GACUCGACGCACACAGCGUCUACACCCUCCCCCGACGCUACAUCCCGCCCCCUCGUCGUCGUUCACAACAUCGAGCUCAUCAUGGCCUCCAGCGCCCGCCCCAUCCGUCUCCCCGUCGACCAGGACGCCACAAUGGCCUCUUCGUCCUACACUAACAACGGCUCUUUCAACGCCAACCCUGCCUCAUACACCCGUCCUUUCUUCGGCUCCCCCAUCUCCUGGAGAGCUGGCUCCUUUGGCAGCCGUUUCUACCACCCAGGCAACUCCCCUGGUCAGCUUCUCGGCCCAUUAGAUCCCACCGACUUCAGAGCCGGAAAACUCUCCUCUUCGCUAGAAAGUGACCGUGGCUCCCUCAUUAAUGCCCUCAGCGCCAUGGAACGCGAGGAGGAAUUCUGCCGCAAUUACACUUGCUGUGGCCUUAAUCUCACCGAUCUCCACGCUCUCGUUGACCACUUCGAGGAAUGUCACGUCGUCGUCGUAGACCCAUACACCCAGCAAGCCGCAUACGUAUCCCCUGCACCAGGCACGACCGUCAAGCCAAAUAAUUACAUGACCGCAGAGCAGCAACUCAGUCUCCAGCAGCAACAACAUCUCCGAUUACAGCUCGAUAUGCAACAGCAGCAACAACAACAACAGAUGCAGCAACAGCAACAUCAGCACCAUCAGCAGCAGUCCCUUCCUCAAUCGAAUCUCUCAUCGCAUCCGCAGCAGCAGUCCCAAGUCGGUGCCUUUGAUCCAGACGACAUGGAGCUUGACCUCGACUCAUCACCCUCUUCCUCUGCCUCUUCGCCACCACAGACUCCACUCUCUACCACCAUCACCCCUUACCCUUCCAACUCGGCAUAUCCUCCCGCCGGUCUCUCCAAUCUCCAGACCAACCUCCCACUUUCGCAACCGCACCCGAAUUAUUCCCACCUCAAUUUCAAUUCGCUCAGCCUCAAUUCUCCCCACUCGCAGCCCACCUCAUCAUGUCCGUCCCCCGUCUCCGCCUUCGACACCACCACCGUCCUUCCCUCUCGUUCGUCGCCCCUUGGCAACUUCCCUCCCUCCAUGGCUCAGCGCUCCAACGCACCCGCCGACGCCUUCAAUGCCUACUCCACCUACGCAGAGUACAACAACACUCCUAAUUCCGCUGGCAUGUCUGCCGCCGGUAUGAUGCAACAGCAGGCCUCGAUGUCGACAGACGAGUGGAGUGCCAGUGGUGCAAACGGCCAAGGUGUUGCGAGCGAGCCUUCGACGCCCUACGGGUGCGUUCCGCCCGCGUUACUCUUCUCCAACCACACUACCCCGGCCGGCACUCCCGCCGGCUCGCGAGACGGGUCCCCGAAGUCCGCCUCUGCGACCGCUACCCCGGCGACGUACCAGCCCCAGGCGUCCUCGUCCUCCAGCGCUGCGUCGUCGUCUACGGCAAAGGCAUCCAAGAAAUCGGGCAAGUCGUCGCCCGCGCCACGCGCUUCUGGCUCGUCGUCGUCAUCUGCUAAUGCGUCCGCCGCUGCCGCUGCUUCUAUCGCCUCCCGACCCGGCGCCUCUCUCCUUCUCUCGAAGCCGUUCCGCUGCCCGAAGCCGAACUGCAACAAGUCGUACAAGCAGGCGAACGGGCUCAAGUAUCACAUGACGCACGGCUCGUGCAACUUUGCGCCUCCGAAGGAUCUCGAGGCACUACAGGCGCUGUUGGCGGAACGGGCGGAGAGGCAGGCACUUGCGAACGGAGGCGCCGGAGCGAAUGGCGCGGGAGGCGCCGGGGGAAGGUUGGAGGUGAAAGUUGGUGCGGGUGGAGUCGUGGAGGGUGUGAAUGGAUUGGGGAUGGGGAUGAAUAUGACGGAGGGGGAGAUGAGGGAGGUGGAGAGGGAGGCGGAGAGGCGGUUGAGGCCUUUUGCGUGCGGGGUGGGCGAGUGCCAGAGGAGAUAUAAGAAUAUGAACGGCCUCAGGUACCACUACCAACACUCUGGUGACCACGGCGCCAUCGGUCUCGCCCUCCUCGCCUCUGGCCAACACGAAUGCCUACAAAACUCAAAAGCCCACGCCUCGUCCAUGCACCGUUCCUCGUCGCACUCCCGAACGAACUCUGCGUCUGCAUCGACGUCGACGAGCAGGACCGGGACGCCGCAUUCGACUGCACCGAGCACGCCUACGACGGGCGCUGCGCCUCCCGCUUGGGCACAGAUGCAGCAGCAGGUCGUGGCGCAGCAACAUCAGCAGCAACAACAGGCGGCUCAACAACAACUUGCUCAGUCGCAGGUGCAGCAGGUGCAGCAGGGUCAGCAGCAGCCACAGUCGUACACGGCGUAUCAGCAUUCGUUCCCCGCCCAACAGGUCGCGGCUACGGCGCAACCGGCUCAGCCCCAGCAAGCGGCUCAACAGUAUAGUCCGCAGGCUCAGCAGGCGUAUGCUCAGCAGUAUGGGCAGGGCGUCCAGGCCCAGGGUGUGCCGGUGGGAGGGAGCGGCGGACAGGGAUAUGCGCAGGCGGUGCAGGUGCAGCAAGGGUAUGGGCAGCAGCAGCAAUGAUGAGUUGAGUGAGCUGUUGUGCUGUUGUGGAUCGUUGUUUUCGUUUUCGGGGCCUCUUUUCCUUCGGCCUUUUCGUUGCCGUUCUCUCUGCUCGUUUUCGUUCGCUGUAGACGUCAUCCGUCGCCCACGCCCAUGCCCAUGGACGCUGCGAGGUUGACAUACAUAAAAACACCCCACCCCCCACCCAAAAGUAUUGUUCCCGUUCGGAUUGGACCAAUGACUGCGUACUACAGCUAUUUUCUACUAUUACUUUUUUUCUUCUUUUUUACUCGUACCGCUAUCUGGUGCGAUGUGUGUCUGCUUGUCUGUGUCUGCUUGUCUCCCUCCUCCCCUCUCACCUCUCAUCCGUGUGUCCCUCCGUGCUCCGUGCUUGUUCGUGUCUUGAUGCUCCGUGGUCUGCUACUGUUGUUGUUGUUUCCUACCCCCCUGUUUCCUACCCCUUGUGUCGUGUCCUCCAUUCGAAAUUUCGUAAUUCGAUUGUUGUUUUUGUUAGAUACAUAUAAAGUUAUGCUAUACUUCGCGCGUUGUUGGUGUUUGUUCCCCUUUGCGCAAUAAGUACAUAAGCUUCGUCUUUCGUCUUUUCGUCUUUCGUCUUUCGUCUUUCGUGUCACACCUCUCAGAUUCUAUCUCGUCUCGACUUUUACAUAGAUUCCGACUCAUGGCCAGUGCGUCCCCUUUUCCCACCCGCGCACACGUAUGUAUACGCAAAAUAGCGAGAAGCGAGAAGGGACGCCCACUCAGAUAAAAAGUACAUAUAUUAUUGUCGUAUGUCGUACAUAUUUUCUUUCCUCUUUCCUUUUUUUCCCCCGGUUCUGUGAUUGUGAUCAUGAUUCAUCGAUCAUUACUGCUUUUUUUUGUUUUUGGUGGUGGGGUUCGAUUUCUUUGUGGCUUUGAACGGGGUUCUUUCGAUUUGGUGAUCAAUGCUUGGAGCUUGGAGCUUGGUUUUUGCCGUCCGUUUGUGGAUGCGAUGGGGCGUGGUGGCGUGGUGGUGGAUUUGAGGGUUUGAGGAUUUUUGAGGUGGGUUGGACGGUUGGCGAGGGAGGGCAGGAGGGGACGGCUAGGAGGAGGAGGAAGAGUAGGAUGUAUGCCUUGCCUUGCCUUGGAAUUGUAUGCUGCGAUUCGUUUAUGCUACUAUGCUACCUUGUUACUUUUGAC
This is a messenger RNA of Stereum hirsutum FP-91666 SS1, 3660 nucleotides long. RefSeq lists its product as uncharacterized. Lineage: Eukaryota; Fungi; Basidiomycota; Agaricomycetes; Russulales; Stereaceae. Bases 82 to 2505 code for a protein of 807 amino acids. Gene Ontology annotation, cellular component: nucleus. The record is from RefSeq and is a predicted model, not a curated record. The transcript has 4 exons.